CUUUUCUUUUUGAAUUGAAAUUAUUCAGAAAACACAAAAGGAGGACCAAAAGGGCAACUUUUUGUUUUCAUUUUUCCUCAAAUGAUCAAAUGGUGCUUGAGUUGAGCUUUUCAGUAGAUGCAGGUGGGGUCUCUCUGCAGUCCCUUUCAGCAUGCCUGAGCUCAAUCACCCUUACUCUAAACACACUCUUUCCAAACCUAUCCAAGCUACCCAGAAGAUCUUUGUGUUGGUUACCUCUCAGGAAGGGAGAAGCACUUCUCCAAAUCACAUAAAAAAAAAUAGCAAGCCAUCCUAUUAUAGCCUACUAUUGAAAUUUGAAAAGUCCCCUUCACUUUCCAAUUCCUUUUUCUUUCCCUGCCAGUAACAUGUGAGGCUGGUUUUUGUGCUCACAUGGAAAAAACUCUACUCAUAUUGCAUUGAAAAUCACUUACCAAGAAGCACUUUUCCUCAACCAUCAUCAUAAUCACAAUCAUUAUUUCCUGCUUCUUUUUGAAGCUGAAAGGAGAGUUCAAGUUGUCAAUGAUCAUCAAGGAGACCAUCUCAAGCUCUCACUGCAGUAUCUUGUAAGUUCCAAUCUACUAUUCCAGCAUGCAAAAGUUCUCUCUCAUGCUUUGUGUGUCACUUUUGAGCACCAUACUCAUCACUGCAUGUGUAGUAGUCUCUGCAAAUUCUGAUUCAGUGCUGCUGCUUCAAAUAAAAUCCGAUUUCGUCGACCCGAAUGGGGUUCUCGAAAACUGGUCUUUGAGUGCAAAUGUGUGUAGCUGGAAUGGAGUUACAUGUCUUGAUGACCAGGACUAUGUCUUGGGUCUUAACUUGUCGGGCCGAGGGCUGUCCGGUUCGAUCUCUCCGGCGGUCGGACGGCUCGUAUUCCUCGAAUUCCUCGAUUUAUCGUCGAAUUCUCUGUCCGGCCCGAUCCCCCGCGAACUUGGCAUGCUCAAGAACCUGAAAACAUUGCUUUUGUACUCCAAUUCCCUCUCCGGUUCGAUUCCUCGAGAGCUCGGCCUUCUGAUGAACCUCGAGGAGCUCAGAAUAGGUGAUAACUUGCUCUCUGGGGAGAUCCCACCGCAUAUCGGCAACUGCACCGAAUUGGAGAUUCUGGGUCUUGCUUCUUGCCGAUUAAACGGGAGUAUUCCGAUUCAAAUUUCUAAUAUGAAUCAUCUGAGAAUACUUAAUAUUCAGAACAAUAGCCUCUCAGGGCCGAUUCCCCAAGAAAUCGGCUACUGCAGUAAUCUGCAAGUUCUGUCAGCUGCUGAGAACAACUUACAGGGAGAAAUCCCUCAAUCAAUUGGGAAAUUAUAUGAACUGCAAACUCUGAAUCUUGCAAACAACCAACUUUACGGGCCGAUUCCUAUAGAAAUUGGCGAUCUUUCGAGGUUGACUUAUCUCUAUCUACUCGGAAACCGAUUAAGCGGCAGCAUCCCUGCGCAGCUGAACCAGUUGAGUCAGCUGAAGAUUUUGGACUUGUCGAUGAAUAAUCUCUCUGGGACAGUCGGUAUCUCCACUGCCCGCCUCAACAAUCUUCAGUAUUUGGUCCUUUCCAGCAACUUUCUCGAGGGCGGCAUCUCUGAAGAUCUCUGUCCGAAUAACUCGAGCUUGCAAAAUUUGUUCUUAGCCGGAAACAAUUUAACAGGCACAAUCGAGGAGCUACUUAACUGCAAUUCAUUAGAAUCUCUGGACCUCUCAAACAAUAGCCUCAGCGGAGUUAUUCCGUCCGGUAUCGACCGCCUUACGAAUCUCAAGAAUCUCGUGCUUCACAACAAUAGCUUUUUCGGCGUUCUACCACAUGAGAUUGGGAAUUUGAGCAAUUUGGAGAUAUUAUCUCUCUUCCACAACAAUCUGAUUGGUGGAAUUCCACCGGAAAUUGGGAAGUUACAGAAGCUGACGCUUCUUCUCGUAUAUGAGAAUCAGAUGUCUGGGACCAUUCCGAAUGAGCUAACCAACUGCUCGAACUUAGAAGAGAUCGACUUCUUCGGAAAUCACUUUGUCGGUCCAAUUCCGGAUAGCAUUGGAAAGCUCAAGAACUUGGUAGUGCUGCAAUUGAGGCAGAAUGAGCUUUCGGGCCCUAUUCCUCCGAGUUUGGGCUACUGCAAGAACCUACAAGACCUUGCCUUGGCCGAUAAUAAGCUCUCGGGGACCAUUCCGAGCACCUUCGAACACCUCGCGGAGCUCACAUUGAUCACAUUGUACAACAAUUCCCUCGAGGGUCCUUUGCCGGAGUCUCUCUUCAUGCUAAAAAAUAUCAGCAUCAUCAACUUCUCUCACAAUAGACUCAACGGAAACAUCGUCCCUUUGCUCGGCUCAACCGCAUUAACUGUCCUGGAUUUGACAAAUAACAGCUUUUCAGGUGUAAUUCCCUCCGCUAUCGGUGAGUCGAGGAACCUGACCCGACUAAGGUUAGGCCACAAUCUCCUAACUGGUGCAGUCCCUCCUGAGUUAGGCCUUCUCGAGGAACUCGACUUCCUAGAUCUUGCGGCGAACAAUUUAUCCGGCGAAGUCCCGAAUAUGCUGUCAAGGUGUAAGAGACUGACCCAUCUCCUGCUCAAUGGAAAUAACUUAGUGGGUAGUGUUCCUUCAUGGCUGGGGAAUUUGAAUUUGCUCGGUGAACUCGAUCUCUCUUCGAAUGAAUUCAGCGGCGAUUUACCUCCGGAGAUUGGCAACUGCUCGAGUUUACUGAAACUUUCUCUGCAUGACAACAAUGUUUCAGGUGUUAUACCACCGGAGAUCGGAAAUCUCGCCUCACUCAAUGUACUUAAUUUACAAAGUAAUAAUCAUUCAGGCCCAAUUCCUUCGACUAUUCGGCACUGCAACAAGCUCUAUGAAUUGAGGCUUUCUGAGAACUCACUGACAGGAGUAAUACCAGCAGAGAUCGGACAGUUAACUGAGCUUCAAGUUAUACUGGAUUUGAGCAGAAAUCAAUUAUCAGGAGAAAUCCCUUCUUCUAUUGGAAAUCUCAUCAAGCUAGAGAGACUUAAUCUAUCUUUCAAUCGAUUGGAAGGGCGCAUACCUGCUUCGAUCGACCGACUGACAAGCCUACAUCGACUUAAUUUAUCGAAUAAUUUUCUCGACGGUUCAAUUCCUUCUGUACUCUCGAGCUUCCCGUUGAGCUCAUUUACGGGUAACGAAUUAUGUGGCGCGCCAUUGGGUUCAUGUGUCGGCUCACGGGCCUCUGAGAUGAAGAGCUUAUCGACUGCGACGGUGGCGGGGAUCAUAGUAGCGAUUGUGCUUGUUUCGGCAGCGGUUUGCAUGGCGCUUCUUUAUAUAAUGCUUAGAAUAUGGAUGAAUUGGAGGGAAGUUUCUGUGUCAAAUUCAGAUGGAGAAGAGUAUGAGGGGAAAGAAGACAGUAAAUGGCCCAGAAAAGACAACAAAUGGAUCAAAAAAAAUGGGAAGUAUUGGAAGGUGAAGUCCAUGUCUGUGGUGGCUUCUCCUGAUGAGAGGAACAGCUCUUCAUCUGAUUCAUGCAUUCUUGGAGUGAAAAGGGAAGUGGGUGCUUCAGAGAAUUCAGUGGUCUGAAAAAGAUUUGGAAGUUGAAUGCAGUUUAGCUGUUGCAGAACAUUCUCUCUUUCUUUUUCAUUUUUUUUUCUUUAUUUUUGUAGUGUUUUGUUUGGUUGCUGAAGUGGGGUGUGGGUAAAGAUGUGCUGGGUUUUGUAUGUGGAAAUCUAUUACUAUUGUAGUAGUUUGUAGACUCAGUAAAUCAAUCCCUUGCCUUUCUGAAAA
Molecule: messenger RNA, 3714 nt
Organism: Ananas comosus (pineapple)
Lineage: Eukaryota; Viridiplantae; Streptophyta; Magnoliopsida; Poales; Bromeliaceae
Product: LRR receptor-like serine/threonine-protein kinase GSO1
Exons: 1
Coding region: 589-3510 (973 amino acids)
Cellular component (GO): plasma membrane
Molecular function (GO): protein binding
Source: RefSeq, a predicted model, not a curated record